CUGAAAAUUAAAGAAAAUAAUUUAAAAAGUAUUUAAGCAAUUAAUAUAGCAAUAAUGACGUCUAGUAAUUCUGGAGCGGUAUUUUUCUUGGGAUCCAGGGCGCAUUAUCAGGUCUUACAACAACCCGAAUCGCAGUCCUACGACGCAGAGAACGGUAAUGCGUCCACGGAGACGAUAUAUCGCAAUCCGUCCGCGCGCGAGUUGACCGACAACGCGGAGUAUGGCGAGAGGAACUGGAACUAUGAGCAUAAUACUAAUAUGACAGAAGAUAAGGAGAAGCUAGAAAUUGGAAACGGAGUGAAAAGACGCACUAAACGUCGUCAGAGCGAGACGACACUGUGUGAGAAAGACAAUGACAUGAAGCCUGCAUUAUUGAAUAAUGUUGGAGAUAGCAGCACGCCAAAAGCCAAGGCUCGCCGGCGGCUGGGCAUCCCGCUAUUCCUGCUGUCUCUCGGCCGCCGCCGCCAUGAGCCGGAGCGGGCGCAGUAUCUGCAGUAUAUAGAGAGCGCGCUUGCGUGCACCUACCGCGGGUCUUGCCGGUGCUUGGACUGCCAAAGCCGCUACUUCGAAUGCGACGAGAGUGAAGACGAAAGUUCAGAAGACAGCGAGUACAGCGCGCAGUACCAGCCAGAGCCGGUCAGCGUGCAGCAGUGCGAGGAUGAUGAUGAUGAUGAGGUGUUCAUAGACACGCCACCAGACGACAGCACAUCCUGCGAGCUGCUUCUAUCCCAGGAGCCUGUGUCCCGCGUGUCUCCGGUGUCCCCCCGAGUAUCUGAGGAAGAUGAUGACAUGCAGCUGGAAGUCGCGGCUGGUACUCCCGUGCUGCUUAAUUAUCUGCUGACUCAUCCCGUCACCUGCAGCGUGCAGUGAUGCCCUCACUGCGUGCCCCGAGAGAGAGAGAGAGAGAGAGUGAGAGUGUGUGUCUAGUGUCCAAUGACUGCUCUAGUGUCAGUCCGAAGAGUCACUAGAGUCAGAUCUUCGAGUCUCCAGUUAGUUCUUCGAGCAUCUUGAGUCUCUAGUCAGUCUUUCGAGCAUUUUGAGUCUUUGAAGUCAGGUCUUCGCGUCUCUAGACUCAGCCCUUCGAGUCUCUUGAGUUUCUAGAGUCAGUCCGGGGAGUCUUGAGUCUCUAGAGUCAGUCCUUCGAGUCUCUUGGGUAUCUUUUCCCUCCGACGAGUCUCUAGAUUCAGUCCUCCUUGUCUCUAGACACUCUAGAGUCAAUCCUCCUUGACUCUAGCCUCUAGAGUUGUCCUUCGAAUCUUUCUAAUCCUCGUCGACUCUCGCCUGUCGCUUCUGUCCCAGAAGCCUGUGCCCCGCGUGUCUCCGGUGUCCCCCCGAGUCUCUGAGGAAGAUGAUGACAUGCAGCUGGAAGUCGCGGCUGGCACUCCCGUGCUGCUUAAUUAUCUGCUGACUCAUCCUGUCACCUGCAGCGUGCAGUGAUGCCCUCACUGCGUGCCCCGAGAGAGAGAGAGUGAGAGAGUGUCUCUAGAAUCAGUCUGGAGUUUCUAGAGUCAGUCCUUGGUCUCU
Molecule: messenger RNA, 1524 nt
Organism: Ostrinia furnacalis (Asian corn borer)
Lineage: Eukaryota; Metazoa; Arthropoda; Insecta; Lepidoptera; Crambidae
Exons: 7
Coding region: 55-870 (271 amino acids)
Source: RefSeq, a predicted model, not a curated record